AUGUUCUCUGCUCUUGGGCUCUUCAAAAAUACCCCUUGUCCUCGGCUAGAAGACUGCAGCCUCCCCAACUGCAUCUUUUCCCAUCUUGUGCCAGAAGAUGAAGAUGCUGCAGGAACAACCCAGGAGUAUGAUCCGUUCAGUGCGGGUCAAAUUUCACCACAGAGCUCCCCUCCGGCCCCAAAGAGAAGAAGGAUAGCAUCACCUGGGAGACAGGUUGAGCCCAAAUAUGCUCCACAUGCCGUUCCAAAUGAUGGAGCAGCACUUCAAAAACCAUCACAGCACCCUACUUCUCCUAACGACGGCAUAAAAGGAUCAUCCAGGAGUGAUGUCUACCCUUCUAGGAAGUCACUUUCUACAGUCUCAGCACAGCAAUCAAAGGUAACUCCGAGCUCUGCGAAGAGAGAGGUCUCUCCACCGCCGACGAAAAGGAGCAGACCUUCCCUCCCGCCAGUCAAAAAAGAAUUCAAAAUUGAGUCUCUGACGCCUCGCAAUGUCGCAAAAGCCCCUGCUAUGCUGAAGACGAGACUUGCGGUCCUUCAGGCGGUGCACAAACAAGUGCAGGACCAGAAUCGGAAACUAGCGGUCGCGGACAACAAAUGGAAGGCCUUUGUUCUUGACGAUCAAGAGCUGAUUCGAUUUUCUCUUGAUGAAGAGGAAGCGGCAACCAAGCUCGGAGAUUCUAUCUAUCGAAAUGCAAUGGCUCAGAAAGUACUCCGCAUCAAAAAGAUGACAACGGAAGAGUGGGUAAAGAUGGUAAAGACUUGGUCAGGCGUUGAUCCCGAGCAAGACCAGAACACCCCUGCUGCAAACAAAAAUGGUUCGCCCGCGCCGUCUGCCAGGCAACUCUCUAUGAGCGAGGAAAUUACCCUUCUCCAAAGACUUCGUACUCCUUUGGAGGGGUUGGAAAAUUAUGGUUAUGUCACAAAAGAGCCCACCGCCUCUGAGAUCACUGCAGCAGAGGUGGCAGUGGCCAGUGCAGCUGGCUUUGAGAAAUGUGAUCGCUGUGGCACCCGAUUCCAGGUCUUCCCAGGAAGAGACGAACAAGGGCGCCUCACCAGCCAUGGAACUUGUCGGUAUCAUUGGGCAAGAGCAAAUCGUGCUGCGAGCUCAAAGUCCGACAAGAUUGUUGGCCGAUCAGAGGCGAGUUUUCCUUGUUGCAAUCAGCUGGAAGGCAGCGAGGGCUGCACCGAGGCGAGCACGCAUGUUUUCAACGUCAAACAUCCACCCAGGCUGGCAAGCAUUCUUCAAUUUAUGCGUACGCCACAGUCAGACGUUGAAUCUCCAGGAAUACCACUAUCAUUCGACUGCGAAAUGGGUUACACAACCUUGGGCAUGGAGGUCAUCCGUCUGACUGCAGUGACUUGGCCAGAGGGUCGCGUGGUUGUCGAUGUUCUUGUCCGACCAUUUGGGGAGAUUCUAGAUCUCAACACAAGGUUUUCUGGUGUGACAAGAGAAGCAUAUGCAAAUGCUGUGGAAUAUGAACCUGGGACCGAGCUGCAACCAGGGGAUAUACGGAAGGUUGGUUCACCAGCAGUCGCACGUCAACUUCUAUUCGAUCGACUCAGUCCCGAUACCCCACUUCUGGGUCAUGCUAUCGAGAAUGAUCUGAAUGUUUGCCGAAUUAUCCAUCCCUUUGUUGUAGACACGGUCCUUUUGUACCCACAUCCUCGUGGCCUUCCCAUUCGGUUCAGUCUCAAAGUGCUUGCGCAGAAGUACCUAUCGAGAGGAAUCCAGACUGGAGGCGAGGCAGGGCACGACUCCAGCGAGGAUGCUAUUGCUACAGGAGAUCUAGUCCGGCAGAAAACCCGGGACUUGUGGACAACAUUACUUCACGAAGGUUGGAAGUUUGUUGGGGGAGCAUUGAAAGGGCCUGGGGGAUUUGAGGCAGAUGCAAGAACACCACCAGUGCUUUAA
This is a messenger RNA of Exophiala aquamarina CBS 119918, 1914 nucleotides long. RefSeq lists its product as uncharacterized. Gene Ontology annotation, cellular component: nucleus. Lineage: Eukaryota; Fungi; Ascomycota; Eurotiomycetes; Chaetothyriales; Herpotrichiellaceae. The record is from RefSeq and is a predicted model, not a curated record. Gene Ontology annotation, molecular function: nucleic acid binding; exonuclease activity. The coding region runs from base 1 to 1914 and encodes 637 amino acids. The transcript has a single exon.